This is a messenger RNA of Acanthoscelides obtectus, 207 nucleotides long. The record is from the annotation of a GenBank genome assembly. Lineage: Eukaryota; Metazoa; Arthropoda; Insecta; Coleoptera; Chrysomelidae.
AUGUUCCUGGUACCAGGUACCAAAUGGUGUGGGAAAGGUUACUCAGCCGACAAGUAUACCAGAUUAGGAGGCUUCUCCAGAACAGAUAGGUGCUGUAGAAAACACGAUCUGGCAUGCCCUUUUUGGAUAGGAGCUUUCGAGACCAAGUAUGGGCUCUUCAACUGGAGGAUGAACACUCUAAUGCACUGCAACUGCGACGACCGGUAA